AUGACCUUGAGGAGUGACAAGAAAGUCCAUGGACCUGAACCUGUGAUUUCUAAGGACAAGGACCAGGAACGAAUUGAGAAAGAGUUGGAAGAGGAGGGCAGAGACACCAAAGCUCCAAAGGUAACCUCGGACCCAAUCAUUACAGUUAGGACUAAUCCACCUCCCUUUCCUAACAGGUUGGAGAAACCAAAAAAGCAGGACAAGGAGAAAGAGGUCUUGGAGAUCUUCCACAAGAUGGAGAUCAACAUUUCCCUACUGGAUGCGAUUAAACAAGUACCCAGAUAUGCGAAGUUUUUGAGGGACUUGUGUGUCAACCGAAGACGGUUGAAAGGAGAUGAGCGAGUGGUAAUGGGGGAAAAUGUGUCAGCAAUUCUGCAGCGAAAGCUUCCACCGAAAUGCGGGGACCCAGGUCUUUUAAAAGAGACUGGAAUAAUAAUCCAACUAACUGACCGAACCAAUGCAUACCCUGACGGGUUGAUUGAAGACGUUUUGGUAAAAAUUAAUGAAUUGGUUUUUCCAACCGAUUUUUAUGUUCUUGACAUGGAAGAUAAACACUCCCAUGACCCGUCACCUUUAUUGUUAGGUAGAUCUUUUUUGAGCACAGUCCGAACCAAAAUUGAUGAUAACAAGGGUACCCUGUCUAUGGAAUUUGAUGGUGAGAUUGUUUACUUUAACAUCUUUGAGACCAUGAAAUAUCCUUCCGAUUCAAAUAUUGGCUCUGUUUUCUCUGUAAAUGUUAUUAACUCUGCUAUACAAGAGGCACCUGUUUUGGAACUGAAACCGCUGCCAAAACACCUGAAGUAUGCAUACUUGGGUGAAUGGGAGACUUUCCCAGUGAUUAUAUCUGCUAGUUUAUCAGAGGUGCAAGAAGACAAACUGAUUCGAGUCUUAAGGGAACAUAAGCAGGCGAUAGGAUGGACCAUCGCCAAUAUCAAGGGAAUUAACCCCGCGGUGGUCCCGAAAAAGGCAGGGGUAACAGUGGAGUCAAACCAAGAGGGUGAUCUCGUACCAGUUCGAAAACCCACCGGGUGGCGGCAGUGUUAUUUUCAGAUUGCUAUCGCACUUGAGGACCAGGAGAAACCACCUUCACGUGCUCGUUUGGAACAUUUGCUUACCGAAGGAUACCAUUUGGUUGUGUAA
Coffea arabica (coffee) is the source of this 1140-nucleotide messenger RNA. NCBI's taxonomy places the organism in Eukaryota, Viridiplantae, Streptophyta, Magnoliopsida, Gentianales, Rubiaceae. The record is from RefSeq and is a predicted model, not a curated record.